This is a messenger RNA of Mercurialis annua (annual mercury), 4978 nucleotides long. RefSeq names its product serine/threonine-protein kinase VPS15-like. Gene Ontology annotation, cellular component: phosphatidylinositol 3-kinase complex, class III, type I; phosphatidylinositol 3-kinase complex, class III, type II; nucleus-vacuole junction. The record is from RefSeq and is a predicted model, not a curated record. Gene Ontology annotation, molecular function: protein binding; protein serine/threonine kinase activity; ATP binding. Gene Ontology annotation, biological process: late endosome to vacuole transport; protein targeting to vacuole; protein phosphorylation. The transcript has 10 exons. Lineage: Eukaryota; Viridiplantae; Streptophyta; Magnoliopsida; Malpighiales; Euphorbiaceae. Bases 229 to 4866 code for a protein of 1545 amino acids.
AUCACUAAACGACGACAGAUCAUCGAAUCCAAAGCCAAGAAGUCAAGCAAAACGCAAGAAGAAAACGUUUCGAAACACAUCACACAAAUUAAAAAAAACCAAUCGCAUAACUCCUCCGUCCGCCUCCGCCUCCUCGGUGCUUCAAAACAAAAACACAAACCAAAAUUCAAAAAUCACAGUAAAUCAAAUUAAAAAAAAAGAAGAAGCCACAAAUGCACGACAACAACAAUGGGCAACAAGAUCGCGAGGACAACACAAGUAUCCGCGACAGAGUAUUACCUCCACGAUUUACCUUCGUCGUAUAAUCUAGUCUUCAAAGAAGCUCUAGGCCGCGGCCGUUUCUUCAAGUCAAUUCUAUGCAAACACGACGAAGGUUUAGUCAUCGUCAAAGUCUAUUUCAAGCGCGGCGAUCCUAUCAAUCUCCGAGAGUACGAGCGCCGUCUCGAACACAUUAAAGAAACUUUCCUCGCCCUUGACCAUCCUCACGUCUGGCCCUUUCAGUUCUGGCAAGAAACUGAUAAGGCAGCUUAUUUAGUGAGGCAAUUUUUUUUCAAUAAUCUUCACGACCGUUUGAGUACUCGGCCGUUUCUUAGUUUGGUGGAGAAGAAGUGGUUGGCUUUUCAGCUACUUCUUACUUUGAAACAGUGUCAUGAGAAGGGUAUUUGUCAUGGCGAUAUAAAGUGUGAGAAUGUGCUUGUGACUUCUUGGAAUUGGCUCUAUCUUGCUGACUUUGCGUCGUUUAAACCAACUUACAUUCCCUACGAUGACCCUUCCGAUUUUUCUUUCUUCUUCGACACGGGUGGGAGAAGGCUAUGCUAUCUUGCACCUGAGAGAUUUUAUGAGCACGGAGGUGAGAUGCAAGUUUCUCAUGAUGCACCAUUAAAGCCAUCCAUGGACAUUUUUGCCGUAGGGUGUGUUAUUGCAGAGCUUUUCCUUGAGGGUCAGCAACUGUUUGAGCUCUCCCAGCUUCUUGCUUACCGUAGGGGGCAGUAUGAUCCUAGCCAACAUCUUGAAAAGGUACCAGAUAUUGGGAUCCGCAAGAUGAUUCUUCAUAUGAUUCAAUUGGAACCAGAGGCGCGGCAUUCUGCUGAAAGCUACCUGCAAAGUUAUGCAUCUGUCGUGUUUCCUACCUAUUUCUCGCCCUUUUUGCAUAAUUUGUACUGCUGCUGGAAUCCUCUUAACUCCGAUAUGAGGGUUGCAAUGUGCCAAAGUGUUUUCCAUGAAAUACUUAAACAAAUGAUGAGCAGUAAGAUAGGUGAGGAGGCAACUCGCGGACUCUGCUCAUCUGUGAAUGGCAUGAGUGGUAAAGAGUUAGAGGAGAUUGUUGAGCAACAAAACAUUGAUGUGACUAAGGGCUCAGUGAAGAGAGAAAAGACAGAAAAGGGUUCCGUUCGUGAUCAAUGUAAGCUUCUUGGUGAUAUUAAUACCCUGCUUGGGGAUGUCAAACAAAGCAAUGACUAUUGUGCCAUGAAGCUGACACCCGAAAAUGCACCCAAUUCUGCAUUCUCCCAGGACAUCGAGCAAUGCGGCAUGCAAUCACCUGGCGAGCUUCUUCAGGCUAUUUCUAAUGCAUUUAGGAAAAAUGAUCACCCCUUUCUGAAAAAAAUCACCAUGGAUGAUUUGAAUUCAUUAAUGUCGGAGUACGACAGUCAAUCAGAUACAUUUGGCAUGCCCUUUUUACCAAUACCUGAAGAUAACAUGAAAUGUGAAGGUAUGGUUCUGAUUGCCUCACUGCUCUGUUCCUGCAUACGCAAUGUCAAGUUGCCUCACUUAAGAAGGGGGGGUAUACUUUUGCUGAAGUCUUCUUCACUUUAUAUUGAUGAUGAAGACCGGUUGCAGAGAGUACUGCCAUAUGUUAUAGCCAUGCUUUCUGAUCCAGCAGCAAUAGUGCGUUCGGCUGCACUGGAGACUUUAUGUGACAUCUUGCCUUUAGUUCGAGAUUUUACUCCUAGUGAUGCAAAGAUUUUUCCUGAAUAUAUUCUUCCAAUGCUUUCCAUGCUGCCUGAUGAUCCUGAGGAAAGUGUGAGAAUAUGUUAUGCUAGCAAUAUAGCUAAACUGGCACUAACUUCUUAUGGUUUCUUGAUUCACUCAAUUAGCUUGAGUGAGGCUGGUGUACUUGAUGAAGUGACUUCAGCACGGAAGUCAUCGUCAUUAUCCAGUGAUUCAUCGGGACAGCUGCAGAGGGUAAAAAAUGAUUCACAGCUUGCACAGUUGAAGAAAGCCAUUGCUGAGGUCGUCCAAGAACUUGUUAUGGGCCCAAAACAAACUCCAAAUAUCAGGAGAGCCCUCCUCCAUGACAUUGGGAACUUAUGCUGCUUCUUUGGACAGAGACAGAGUAAUGAAUUUCUAUUACCCAUCCUUCCUGCAUUUCUCAAUGAUAGAGAUGAACAGCUGAGGGCAUUAUUCUAUGAAAAGAUUGUUUUUGUCUGCUUCUUUGUGGGUCAGAGAAGUGUGGAGGAGUAUCUUCUACCUUACAUUGAGCAGGCUUUAAGUGAUCAAACAGAGGCAGCUGUUGUUAAUGCAUUGGACUGUUUGUCUAUCCUCUGUAAACGUGGCUUCUUGCGCAAGAGAAUACUGCUUGAAAUGAUAGAACAUGCCUUCCCACUGCUAUGCUAUCCAAGUCAAUGGGUUAGAAGGUCAGCUGUUGCUUUCAUAGCAGCCAGCAGUGAGAGCUUAGGUGCAGUGGAUUCAUAUGUCUUCCUUGCACCAGUUAUACGCCCUUUCCUUCGCAGACAACCGGCUUCCCUAGCUUCUAAGAAGUCUCUAUUUUCUUGUCUGAAGCCUCCUGUCUCAAGACAGGUGUUUUCCCAAGUCUUAGAAAAAGCUAGAAGUUCAGACAUGUUGGAGAGACAGAGAAAAAUAUGGUACAAUUCAUCAGCGCAGUCCAAACAGUGGGAAACUGCUGAUGUGUUACAAGCAGAGAAUGUGGAACCAAAUUCAACAAAGAGUUGGUCUGAUAACAAAUCAAGUCCCGAGACUCAAUGGUGUGAUGAUAAUUCAUUUGAGCAGCCGGAGGAUGAAGAGGCAAAGUUGAGAGCUCUGGGCUUUAGAAGCAAUGCUUCUAGCAUGGGUGAUGUCCGUGAUCCCUUUUGCUCAGAAAAGUUGCAAUCGUCAGGCUAUGUUUCUUCACAGGUUAGUGGAACAAAUAGCUUCACACGUGAUAAAUCCUCAGAAAUACCUUUGUACUCCUUUAGCAUGGACAAGCGAGCAGCCAAAAUUCCUCCUGCUGCUUCUGAUUCUUCAUUGCGAAUGAACUCCUUAGGAAUUGGUUCGUCGUACAUGCCAUGGAUGGACCCAGUAAAUAAAUCAUUCAGCUUGGCUAGUUCUGUUCCUGCUCCUAAGUUGGUUUCAGGUUCAUUCAGCAUCAGUAAUGGGUCUAAACAGUUCUACCGGGUAGUGCAUGAACCUGAAAGCCGGGAAAACGAUCAAACAACUUAUGCUAAUACUAAUAGUAAAUUUCAAGAGAUGGGAUUAUCUGGUGGAAUCAAGGGAAGCUCCCUUGCUGUGGAAGAUGCUUCUGCUCCGACUGAUCUAGCAGGAUUACCAUCCUUUGCUCGGGCCGCAUCUGUUCCUGAUUCAGGUUGGAGACCUCGUGGGGUUUUGGUAGCGCAUCUGCAGGAGCAUCGUUCUGCUGUGAAUGAUAUUGCAAUUUCGAAUGAUCAUAGCCUUUUUGUGAGCGCGUCUGAUGAUUCAACUGUGAAGGUAUGGGAUUCAAGAAAAUUGGAAAAAGAUAUCUCCUUUAGAUCGAGACUGACUUAUCACCUCGAAGGAAGCCGAGCACUUUGCAGUGUAAUGCUUCGUAACUCAUCUCAAGUUGUUGUUGGAGGAUGUGAUGGCGUUAUGCAUGUAUUUUCUGUUGAUCACAUAUCCAGGGGCCUUGGAAAUGUUGUGGAAAAAUAUUCAGGUAUUGCUGAUAUAAAAAAGAAGGAUGUUAAAGAAGGUGCAAUACUUAGCCUUUUGAACUAUACUGCUGAUAGUACUGCUAGUCAGAUUGUUAUGUAUAGCACUCAAAACUGUGGAAUCCAUCUCUGGGAUAUUAGAGCAAAUGUGAAUGCGUGGACAUUAAAAGCUAUUCCUGAGGAGGGCUAUGUCUCCUCUCUUGUAACAGGACCCUCUGGAAAUUGGUUUGUCUCAGGGUCUUCUAGGGGUGUGCUUACCCUUUGGGAUCUACGGUUCCUUAUACCCGUCAACUCUUGGCAGUAUUCUCUUGUUUGCCCAAUAGAGAAGAUGUGCCUUUUUGUCAACAAUCCAGAUUCUGCAGCAAAAAAACCCCAUAUAUAUGUAGCUGCAGGUUGCAAUGAAGUCUCUUUAUGGAAUGCUGAGGAUGGGAGAUGUGAGCAGGUAUUCAAGCCACGGAAUUAUGAUAAUGAUGCUGAAGUGUCUAAUAUGCCAUGGGCCUUGGCUGAACCAUCUGGCAAUGCAAAUUGUAGACCAGAUACAAGGCGUAAUGUCAAUCCAAAAUAUAGAGUUGAUGAGCUGAAUGAUCCUCCUCCUCGUCACCCUGGUAUUCGUUCAAUGCUUCCUUUACCUGGGGGUGAUUUGUUAACUGGAGGCACCGACUUGAAGAUACGUCGGUGGGACUAUUCCAGCCCUAGUCGAAGUUACUGUAUCUGUGGGCCAAAUUUGAAUGGAGUUGGAAAUGAUGAUUUGUAUAAAGAAAGAAAAAUUUCUGGGGUAAAGAUUGUGCAGGAGGCAAAAGGGUGUAUUCCAAGUAAUAAACUGACUGCAAAGGCAGUUAUUGCAGCUGCUGCUACGGAUUCUGCUGGCUGCCAUCGAGAUUCCAUCCUCUCUUUGGCUUCAGUGAAGUUGAAUCAGAGACUUCUUAUUUCAAGCAGUAGAGAUGGGGCUAUCAAGGUCUGGAAGUAAAUAAUCUAAAGCAUACAAGUUACUUAUUGUACAUAUGAUGCUAAUGCUAGUUACAUUGUAUAUAUAUUAAAUUAAGACUAGGAAAUUCAAUUCUCAAUUUUACGCUGAUUAA